UCUAUACUUUGUCUCUGUGUCUCACUUCUUUUCUCAAGUGUCUCGUUCCACCUAACGAGAAACGCCCACAGGUAUGGAGGGGUAGGCCACCCCUUCAGUGGACCAGACAUCCAGACCCCCUGAAAGGCUCGUGCGGAGGCACAGGCGGGAUCUUCCGGAGGGUGAAGGUAACACUCCAGCGUGGUCAUUGAGGACAAGUCGACGAGAGACUCCCGAGUACGUCUACAGUCAGCCUUGCGGUAAGCUUCUGCGCUCGGAAGAACCCAGGGUAACAAUGGGGCAAACUAAAAGUAAAUAUGCCUCUUAUCGCAGCUUUAUUAAAAUUAUUUUAAAAAGAGGGGGAGUUAGAGUCUCUACAAAAAAUCUAAGUACGCUGUUUCAAACAAUAGAACAAUUUUGCCCAUGGUUUCCAGAACAGGGAACCUUAGAUCUAAAAGACUGGGAAAAAAUUGGCAAAGAAUUAAAACAAGCCAGUAGGGAAGGUAAAAUCAUCCCACUUACAGUAUGGAACGAUUGGGUCAUUAUUAAAGUAGCUUUAGAACCGUUUCAAACAGAAGAAGAUAGCGUUUCAGUUUCUGAUGUCCCUGAAAGCUGUGUAAUAGAUUGUGAAAAAGAGGCAGGGAUAGAAUCCCAGAAAGGAAUGGAAAGUUCACAUUGUAAAUAUGUAGCAGAGCCAGUAAUGGCUCGGUCGACACAAAAUGUUAACAAUAAUCAAUUACAGGAGGUGAUAUAUCCAGAAACAUUAAAAUUAGAAGAAAAAGGUCCAGAAUUAGCAGAGCCAUCAGAGUCUAAGACACGAUAUCAGCUGGUAGAAAAUAAGACCCAGCCGCCAGUAGCCUAUCAAUACUGGCCGCCAGCCGGACUUCAGUAUCCGCCACCCCCAGAAAGUCAGUAUGGACAGCCAGAAAUGUUUCCAGCGCCACAGGGCAGGGCGUUGUAUCCUCAGCCGCCCACUAUGAGACUUAAUCCUACAGCACCACCUAUUGGACAGGGUGGUGCAUUACAUAAAAUUAUUGAUAAGGCAAGAAAACAAGGAGAUAUUCAGGCGUGGCCAGUCCCAGUAAUAUUAGAAUCAAGACCACCUGGAGAAGGGGCCCAAGAGGGAGAGCCUCCCACAGCUGAGACCAGAUAUGAGUCCUUUUCUAUAAAAAUGCUAAAAGAUAUCAAAGAGGGAGUAAAACAGUACGGACCCAACUCUCCUUACGUGAGAACAUUAUUAGAUUCCAUUGCUCAUGGACAUAGACUCAUUCCUUAUGAUUGGGAGAUUCUGGCAAAAUCCUCACUCUCACCCUCUCAAUUUUUACAAUUUAAGACUUGGUGGAUUGAUGGGGCACAAGAACAGGUCCGAAGAAAUAGGACUGCCAGUCCUCCAGUUAACAUAGACGUAGAUCAACUAUUAGGAACAGGUCAAAAUUGGAGCACUGCUAGUCAACAAGUAAUAUUGCAAAAUGAGACCAUUGAGCAAAUUAGGGCUGUCUGCCUUAGGGCCUGGGAGAAAAUCCAAGACCCAGGAACCGCCUGCCCCUCAUUCAAUACAAUAAGACAAGGCUCUAAAGAGCCCUACCCUGAUUUUGUGGCAAGGCUUCAAGAUGCUGCUCAAAAGUCAAUUACCGAUGAGAAUGCCCGUAAGGUCAUAGUGGAGUUGAUGGCAUAUGAAAACGCCAAUCCUGAUUGUCAAUCAGCCAUUAAGCCAUUAAAAGGAAGGGUUCCCGCAGGAUCAGAUGUAAUCUCAGAGUACAUAAAAGCCUGUGAUGGAAUUGGAGGAGCUAUGCAUAAAGCUAUGCUUAUGGCUCAAGCAAUCACAGGAGUUGCUUUAGGAGGACAAGUUAGAACAUUUUGGGGAAAAUGUUAUGAUUGUGGUCAAAUUGGUCAUCUAAAAAAGAAUUGCCGAGUCUCAAAUAAACAAAAUAUAACUACUCAAGCUACAACAACAACAGGUAAAGAGCCACCUGGCCUAUGUCCAAGAUGUAAAAAGGGAAAACAUUGGGCUAAUCAAUGUCGCUCUAAAUUUGAUAAAAAUGGGCAACCACUGUCGGGAAACGAGAGGAGGGGCCAGCCUCAGGCCCCGCAACAAACUGGGGCAUUCCCAGUUCAGCCCCUUUUUCCUCUGGGUUUUCAGGGACAACAACCUACUGUCACAAGUGCCUCAGGGAAUAAGCCAUUUACCACAAUACAGCAAUUGUCCCCUCUCACAAGUGGCAGUGCAGCAGUAGAUUUAUGCACCAUACAAGCAGUCUCUCUGCUUCCAGGGGAGCCCCCACAAAAAAUCCCCACAGGGGUAUAUGGCCCAUUGCCUGAGGGGACUGUAGGACUAAUCUCAGGAAGAUCAAGUUUAAAUCUAAAAGGAGUUCAAAUUCAUACUGGUGUGGCUGAUUCAGACUAUAAAGGCGAAAUUCAAUUGGUUAUUACUUCCUCAAUUCCUUGGAGUGCCAGUCCAGGAGACAGGAUUGCUCAACUAUUACUCCUGCCUUAUAUUAAAGUUGGAAACAGUGAGAUAAAAAGAACAGGAGGGUUUGGAACCACUGAUCCGGCAGGAAAUGCUGCAUAUUGGGCAAGUUAGGUCUCUUGAGAGCAGACCUGU
This is a messenger RNA of Cercocebus atys (sooty mangabey), 2581 nucleotides long. RefSeq names its product endogenous retrovirus group K member 9 Pol protein-like. NCBI's taxonomy places the organism in Eukaryota, Metazoa, Chordata, Mammalia, Primates, Cercopithecidae. The record is from RefSeq and is a predicted model, not a curated record. Gene Ontology annotation, molecular function: structural molecule activity; zinc ion binding; nucleic acid binding. Gene Ontology annotation, biological process: viral process.